Molecule: messenger RNA, 888 nt
Organism: Aspergillus affinis
Lineage: Eukaryota; Fungi; Ascomycota; Eurotiomycetes; Eurotiales; Aspergillaceae
Gene: aspf2
Product: major allergen Asp F2
Exons: 3
Coding region: 1-888 (295 amino acids)
Cellular component (GO): cell surface; extracellular region; fungal-type cell wall
Molecular function (GO): zinc ion binding; integrin binding; metallopeptidase activity
Source: RefSeq, a predicted model, not a curated record
AUGACACCCUCCUUCAUCUCUCUCCUCCUCCUCCUCUCUGCUGUUCCGGCCAUAGCCAUCCCCGCCCCCAUCCUCACCCCCUGGGACAGCGACAGCCAGACCCUCCCUCACAAGUCCCUCUCCCCCUGGGACGCCGGCGCUGUCAAUCAAUACCCCAUCCACCAAAGCUGCAACGCCACACAGCGUCUGCAGAUCGAGACCGGUCUAAACGAGACCAUCGCGCUGGCUGAUCACGCCAAAGCCCAUAUCUUGCGCUGGGGCAACGAGAGCUCCAUCUACCGAAAAUACUUCGGCGAUAGUCCCUCCAUCGAAGCCAUCGGGGCGUUCGAUAUCGUCGUGAACGGCGACAAGGGCGGCGUGUUAUUUCGGUGCGAUAAUCCUGAUGGGAAUUGUGAUCUUGAUGACUGGGCCGGCCACUGGCGCGGCACCAAUGCAACCACAGAGACCGUAAUCUGCGAUCUCAGCUACACAACCCGCCGCUCCCUCACAACGCUCUGCAGCCAAGGCUACGCAGUGUCCUCAUCCAAGCCAAACACCUUCUGGGCCGCGGACCUGCUGCACCGGCUGUACCAUCUCCCUGCGAUCGGCCAGGGCCUGGUCGAGCAUUAUGCGGACGACUAUGAGGAGGUGAUUGAGUUGGCACAGGGCAACCGGUCGAGCCUGGCUACGAGGGACUCGAAUGCGUUGCAGUUCUUUGCGCUGGAGGUGUAUGCGUUUGAUGUUGUUGUUCCAGGGGUGGGGUGUGCUGGGGAGGAUGUGGAUGAAGGAGAGGGUCAUGAUCAUGAGGAAGACGAUAAGGAUGAGGAGAAGGAGGAUAUUCCUGAGUGGAUCGGUGCCGAACAGACGUUUGAUGCGCUGGAGAAGGCGAGAAUUGCAACUGCCACCUAA